This is a messenger RNA of Cadophora gregata, 1516 nucleotides long. RefSeq lists its product as uncharacterized. The transcript has 4 exons. The record is from RefSeq and is a predicted model, not a curated record. Lineage: Eukaryota; Fungi; Ascomycota; Leotiomycetes; Helotiales; Ploettnerulaceae. Bases 119 to 1348 code for a protein of 409 amino acids. Gene Ontology annotation, molecular function: oxidoreductase activity, acting on the CH-OH group of donors, NAD or NADP as acceptor.
CACGACAGACGACGCAGGAACGCUAUUCCAAUCGCUUCGGCAGCACAGUCAGCGAUGCAAGGUACCUGGCAGGGAGUGCUGAUCAGGUGGAAGUGACGGAAUAAUUAUGCAGCAAUAAAUGACGAUGGACCGAUUAUCUACUGCCUACAGGAGCGACCACGACCUGGUCGUCGGAACACCGACUUUAGCGAUAGCGAAGAGGUUGAAGGAUGGGAGAUACAAAACACGCCUACAUUGGCACCAAAAUGCUUUACAUGACGACAGUCAUCCCCGCUGGCACCAGCACCCGCCUCAAAAAACCAGUGAAGCAAGACCCGUGAAAACUUCGAGUUUUUACAUUAUGUCACCGUCCUAUGUGCUCGUUACAGGAGCCACCGGCUUCAUCGGAGCUCAUGUCGUUGACGUGUUACUUAAUCGAGGCAUCAAAGUCCGUGGAGCGACUCGCUCAAUGCAGAAAGGAAAUGCUAUGAUACAAGCUCGGCCGCAAUUUGCUUCGCAGCUUGAUUUCGUGCAGAUCGAGGAUUUCGAGAAGAGUGGGGUGUUUGAAGAAGCUGUCAAGGGUGUUGAUGCUGUGAUGCAUGUUGCGAGUCCUUUUACGUACGAUACCACGGACAAUGAGAAGGAGCUCAUCCUCCCAGCCAUCAAUGGCGUCCGCUCAAUUCUCGAAGCCGCAAGCAACAGCAACGUUCAGCGGAUCGUGAUCACAUCAUCCUUUGCAGCAGUCAUAGACGUGAACCGAAAGGCGCCACCAUACUUCACCUACACAGCCGAAGACUGGAAUCCACUCACCUAUGAGGAAUCCAUCGAUCCAGAAACAAAGGCAGUCGUCGCGUACAGAGGAUCCAAGAAAUUCGCUGAGCUCGAAGCAUGGAAUCAUAUCAAGGAGAAGAAGCCUAAUUUCGACAUAGUGACUUUGUGCCCACCGAUGACGUUUGGUCCGGUCAUUCACCCUGUCGAAGGCGUUAGUAGCCUUAACGAGUCGAACAAGAUGUUGUGGAACGUUGCGAGUGGGGAACCUCUGCCAGUCGCCAGAGUGCCGUUUUGGGUCGAUGUGAGGGUUUUGGCGGCGGCUCAUGUAGAGGCGCUGUUCCGACCCGAAGCUGGGAAUAAGAGGUUCGUUGUUGCUUCUCCAGAGCGCUUUUCGUACUCGCUGGCUGGAGAGAUCAUCAGGGAGAAUCUUCCUGGUCAGACUGGGAAAAUAUCACAAGAGGUGCAAACUGUUGAUGAUUCGCAUGGACUUGAUGGAAAGACUGCUUCCAAAAUCCUUGGGAUCACAUAUAGACCAUUUACGGAGACGGUGGUUGAGCUGGUUUCACAGGCCAUGAAGAUGAAUGCUGGCUGCGCUUGACGGGGUGAAUGACGAUUAGCUGUGUAUAAAGACAUAGAAAAUGCAGGUAGUGGCCACCAGCCUCAAGAAUCAUCAUAAAGACGAGGAAAGUAAAGUCUAAAAGGCAUUGCACAAUUUGGGAACUAGGUAUCUUUUGUUGUAAAUUUCCCGUUUGCUGAGGGAGCCAGA